UCUGUCUUCCUUCUAAUAGUCUGACUGGGGAAUACAUUAUUUUACCUAUCUAAAUUGAUCUACGCGAUGCAAAAUACUUCGGCCCACGUGAUUCAGCUUCAUCCCAGUGGAUCACAUCAUGAUCAAGGAACCAUUCUUCGUCUAUAUAAAUGAAAAGGUCUGCUUACUAGUAGUACUAGGGGAGACCUAAUUCAAGUACUGAAAUCACGGAGGCUGCAAGGUCGGCUCGUCCCCUCAUCAUUUCACUCUAGCCCAACACAUGGUUUCCACUCAGUACGCCGACGGACGUCAAGAAAAACGCGUCGAGAACUAUACCAAGUUCUGGCAAAAGGAUCUUGGUAAGGAGGGUGAAGUGGACAAUCAAAACCGCGUUGAAAGCUACACCGACGUUGUAAAUGGUUACUACGAUGGAGCGACGGAGCUGUAUGAGUAUGGCUGGGCGCAGUCCUUCCACUUCUCGCGAUUCUACAAAGGAGAGGCUUUUGCAGCAUCCUUGGCCCGUCAUGAGCACUAUCUCGCAGCUCAAAUGUCGCUUCGCCCUGGUAUGCGCGUGCUGGAUGUCGGGUGCGGCAUCGGUGGUCCCGCACGGGAGAUAGCUCGGUUUGCCGACGUCAACAUCGUUGGAUUGAACAACAAUGAUUUCCAGGUUCAGCGUGCUCGGAAGUACACUAAGAAGGCUGGUCUUGAGGACCAAGUAAGUUUUGCCAAGGGUGAUUUUAUGAAGCUGUCAGAACAGUUCGGCGAGAACUCAUUCGAUGCUGUGUAUGCCAUUGAAGCCACUGUCCAUGCACCCACGUGGGAAGGAGUGUAUGGGGAAAUAAUGAAGGUUCUGAAGCCUGGGGGAGUGUUCGGCGUCUACGAGUGGUGCAUGACUGAUGCAUGGAAUCCAUCAAUCCCUGCGCACAAGGAACUUGCCCAUGCCAUUGAGUUUGGCAAUGGUAUCCCAGAGAUGCGUCACUUGAAGAAAGCCCGCGAAGCCAUGGUUAACGUUGGCUUCACGAUUGAGCACGAAGAGGAUUUGGCUGAACGUCCCGACGAAGUUCCAUGGUAUUACCCACUUGAAGGCGAUGUCUGGAAAGCUCAGACUACCUGGGAUUACUUUACCGUUUGGCGAAUGAGCUGGAGCGGCAAGCUCGUUUCACACACUGCAAUCAAAUUCAUGGAGAUGCUUAAUCUUUUGCCCAAAGGCACUUAUGAUGUUGGCGAAUCCCUGAAGGUUGCUGCUGAUGCGCUUGUGAAAGGUGGCCAGACAAAGCUCUUCACGCCCAUGUAUCUCGCAAUCUGCCGCAAGCCCACGCUCUCCGAAUGUUAAACUACACACCUACAUAUAUAUUACGUAUAUAUCCCCUGCUAACACUUACUUACUCUAGAACCAUUGCACGAUUAUAUGGCACUCUUUGACCUUGAGCUUGAACCUAAGGUAAUCCGAAACCACAAAUGAUUCAAAG
Messenger RNA from Suillus plorans, 1448 nucleotides. Its product is annotated as S-adenosyl-L-methionine-dependent methyltransferase. Gene Ontology annotation, cellular component: endoplasmic reticulum. The transcript is spliced from 7 exons. The record is from RefSeq and is a predicted model, not a curated record. Bases 260 to 1312 code for a protein of 350 amino acids. Lineage: Eukaryota; Fungi; Basidiomycota; Agaricomycetes; Boletales; Suillaceae. Gene Ontology annotation, molecular function: sterol 24-C-methyltransferase activity. Gene Ontology annotation, biological process: ergosterol biosynthetic process.